Molecule: messenger RNA, 5880 nt
Organism: Ictidomys tridecemlineatus (thirteen-lined ground squirrel)
Lineage: Eukaryota; Metazoa; Chordata; Mammalia; Rodentia; Sciuridae
Source: RefSeq, a predicted model, not a curated record
GGCUUCCUGCUUCCUGGGAACCCGAGGGGCACGGGGGUCUUUCUCGGAGGGCACCAGGGUCCCCACGCUGAGGACCUGCCCAGCUCGCCCCCUGCCCCGGACCACCAAUGGGAACCUCUCUUCUCCCACCUCCCCAGCCUCUCCUCAGUCAGUCCCUGAGCACACCCAAGCCGAGCAGUAGCUGCAGUUAGGCUCCAUCUUAGAAAAGGCUGGAAGUCACCCGUUGUCACCUCCCCGACACCAACAUCUGCUGAUCUGACAGACAUGAGUUCCAUCUACCCAGAAAGUGAUCCGAUGGCCACCAAAGAGAAGUUGCAGUGUCUGAAGGACUUCCACAAGGACAUCUUGAAGCCGUCUCCCGGGAAGAGCCCCGGCACCCGGCCCGAGGACGAGGCCGAGGGCAAGCCCCCGCAGCGGGAGAAGUGGGCCAGCAAGAUCGACUUUGUGCUGUCCGUGGCUGGUGGCUUCGUGGGCUUGGGCAACGUGUGGCGGUUCCCGUACCUCUGCUAUAAAAAUGGUGGAGGUGCCUUUCUCAUCCCGUACUUCAUCUUCCUGUUCGGGAGCGGCCUGCCCGUGUUCUUCCUGGAGGUCAUCAUCGGCCAGUACACCUCGGAGGGGGGCAUCACCUGCUGGGAGAAGAUCUGCCCCCUGUUUUCCGGUGAGUGGGGGGUCCCUGUGCUGGCCGGGGCCCUGUUGGCUCCCAGGCGCAACGUGCUGAGCCUGUCCUCGGGGAUCGACGAGCCGGGCACCCUCAAGUGGGACCUGGCGCUGUGCCUCCUGCUGGUGUGGCUGGUCUGCUUCUUCUGCAUCUGGAAGGGCGUCCGGUCCACGGGGAAGGUUGUCUACUUCACCGCCACCUUCCCCUUCGCCAUGCUGUUGGUGCUGCUGGUCCGCGGGCUGACCCUGCCCGGCGCGGGGGAGGGCAUCAAGUUCUACCUGUACCCUGACAUAACCCGCCUGGAGGAUCCGCAGGUGUGGAUCGACGCUGGGACCCAAAUCUUCUUCUCCUACGCCAUCUGCCUGGGGGCCAUGACCUCUCUGGGGAGCUACAACAAGUACAAGUACAACUCGUACAGGGACUGUAUGCUGCUGGGAUGCCUGAACAGUGGUACCAGUUUUGUGUCUGGCUUCGCAAUUUUUUCCAUCCUGGGCUUCAUGGCACAAGAGCAAGGGGUGGACAUUGCUGAUGUGGCUGAGUCAGGUCCUGGCUUGGCCUUCAUUGCGUACCCCAAAGCUGUGACCAUGAUGCCGCUCCCCACCUUUUGGUCGAUUCUUUUCUUUAUUAUGCUUCUCUUGCUUGGACUGGAUAGUCAGUUUGUGGAAGUCGAGGGACAGAUCACGUCCUUGGUGGACCUCUACCCGUCCUUCCUAAGGAAGGGCUAUCGCCGGGAGAUCUUCAUCGCCAUCGUGUGUGGCAUCAGCUACCUGCUGGGGCUGACGAUGGUGACGGAGGGUGGCAUGUAUGUGUUUCAACUCUUUGACUACUAUGCAGCUAGUGGUGUAUGCCUUCUGUGGGUUGCAUUCUUUGAAUGUGUUGUUAUUGCCUGGAUAUUCGGUGGUGACAACUUUUAUGAUGGUAUUGAGGACAUGAUCGGCUACCGGCCUGGGCCCUGGAUGAAGUACAGCUGGACUGUCAUUACCCCGGUUCUCUGUGUUGGAUGUUUUGUCUUUUCUCUCGCCAAGUACGUGCCCCUGACCUACAACAAAGUCUACGUGUACCCAAACUGGGCCAUCGGGUUUGGCUGGGGCCUGGCCCUGUCGUCCAUGAUGUGCAUCCCUUUGGUCAUCCUGAUUCGCCUCUGCCAGACGGAGGGGCCGUUCCUCGUGAGAGUCAAGUACCUCCUGACCCCGAGGGAACCCAACCGCUGGGCCGUGGAGUGUGAAGGGGCCACUCCCUACAGCUCCCGCAUCACGCUCAACGGGACCCUCAUGAAACCGACUCACAUCAUCGUGGAGACCAUGAUGUGAGACCCCCGCGGGGGCCCCGGGGCGGCCGCUUUCCACCUGUUUACUAACAUUAGAUUCUCCUAGGACCAGGUUUACAGAGCUUUAUAUUUUGCACUAGGGAUCUCGUCCUCGUCCUCGUUGGUGUAUUUUUUUGUCAAACGUGAACUCCGUGCGUGCGCGCGUGUGCGUGAGCGUGUGUGUGUGUGUAUCGUGGGUGUGCGUAUUUUGUUCUGAUUUGGGGAUAUUUUGUACAAAAAAAAAAAAAUAGAAGAAACCACCCCCCCCUGGGCAGAUGUCCCCAGGGAAAUCGGAACUUUCCGACUGAAUUAGGUCUAUUUUACGGGAACGGGGUGAAAAGUUUUCUUUGUAGAUAUCUUUGUUUUUUUCUCUUUCUGGAACAUGUGACUCUUGACCAUGGGACACUUUGACCAUGUGAAUGACUCUUCUCGCCAGCAAUAGAGAUCGUUUUUUUUUAUGGUUUUCCAAAAGCAAUCUUUCGGUGCUUGGUCGAACCAGGAGAAAAUUCUGACCCCCAAGGAAAACUAAAACGUUGAGGACGAUUUUUUUCAGCCCUGAGCGGCAUCCUGAGGGUGUAGUAUCUUUCCGAACCUGGUUCAGGGGUCCCACAUCCCGAGCAGAGUGACUGGCCAGACCCCCCCCGAGGAGCAGAAGAGACAGGGCCCGGAGGAGACCCUUCGUUACAUUUCUCUCAGCCAACAGGAAACCUGCCAAAAUCUGUGAACCAGGCCCUCAAGUUAAAUAGACGGACGGAGAGAGCUCAGAGAGGAGACUCUUGAAGCAGGAUUUGAAAAGUUAAAGAGCAAUAGAAACUCUAAAGCUCCGGGUUUAAAAAAAAAAAAAAAAAUUCCCAUCUUUUAUUUUGAGAUCGAGGGUGGAUAAUCAGUAGGACUGUCCGAGUCCAGGGUCCAAGCAGGAGCUGUGAGAGAUGGCAGAGAGCUGGUAGCCCUUGAAAGAGGUGGGUGAUGGGCCACCCACGAUCCUUUCUGGAACAUUCCGGGCAAAGACCCCAAGCUGGCUCGAGAGCAUCCGGGGUCUGGGGGUCACAGAUGGACCAAAGGACAGGGCCCUGCGUGUUCCAAGUGUCACCUAGGGCCACCUCGGCUCCUAGCCCCCAAAUGCCCAGAGUGGCCUGGGGGAGGGGGAUGGAGGUGCCCGGCACCCCCCAAAUCCUCCUGAGCGCCGGCCCGAGGAGGGUCUGGAGGGUCAAGGUCGUCCAGGGACACGGGGGGGGGGGGGCUGGCACCCCCAGGAGCUGGUGUCAUCGUGAGUGACACCCAGAGCCAGGUUGGCCCCUGAACCAGGAAGGAAGGUGCUACACCCUUCAGACGUCCACCCCGUGCCCCCCGCGGGCCUGAGCGGGGCCAUGGGCCGUCCUUGUCACUGUGGUCAGGCUCUCGGCCACACCCCAACGUGACCACAGGCGCCCAGGCGGGGACUGUCCCCGAGGCUGGCGUCCGCGUCCCUGGAAACCUCCUGCCGCCCCAAUUUGGGAUUUUUAGUGGAGGGGGGAGACCCCCGUCCCCCUCCUGCCCUGGUCUCGGACAAGUGGCCUAUUUAGGGACACUCUGCCAAAUGUCCCCCGAUCCCAUUCCAAGCCACCCGUGCUGGUCCCCUGCCCCCGUUUGUCCGUGUCUCUGCGGUCCCCGUGGUGUGGGGCCUGUGUCCUUGUCCUGCUGAUGUGACCCAGUUGCCGUGUGACCCCCCUCCCCCCCCCCUGGUUUUCCUGUCGUCUUCUGGAACUUUCUAGAAAACUCACCUUGUGUCCCUCUGGGAAGGCAGGGUCCCCCCGUCCCCCAGGGAGCAGGACCCUGACAGACUGCGGCCACCUGAGCCUUCGGGGUCCUCUCGGUCCCCCUUUUCCCUCCUGUCACCACCUCGUGACCUGGGGGAAGGACGUCCCGCUAACGUGGUGACACUCUCCUAGACCAAAGACGCACACAGAGGCCGGGUCCCCAAGGCCCCCACCUGGAAGAGGGGUCGGCCACCGUCUCCAGCUGCUGCUCCCGGGGCCCCGGGCCCCUGCCUUCCCGUGUCCCCUCCUGGCCACAGUGUUGGUCCGUGUCCCCCGUGACGAUGGCCGUCUGUCCCGUCUGUCUCUGUAGAAGUGGAAUCUGUCCCUUAGAGCUCACGACUGGUCCCCGUCUUGGGACAGGCGGGUCCGACCUUCCUCCCGCCAUCCGUCUGCCUGGGACAGGUCAGAGACCUGGUGUCACCUAGAUCUGGUGUCACCCAGUGCCCAGGCUGCCCCAUCUGGACGGGAAGCCACCAAGGCAUUUUAAAGAUGAAGAAGUGGGUGGGGGGUCCCCAAGAUGAAUGUCCCCCCUCCCCUCCCCGGGGAGCCGCCUCAUGGAUCGGAGACCCUGGGACUGUCCCCAAGGCUCUCCAGGGUCCCCUGUGCCGUGACCUCGGUGUCCCUGGGGAAGCCCGGUCCCCGAGCAGGGAGGGGGCUCCAGACGUUCCCGAGUCACGAGGACCAGGCGGCGGCCGGCGGGUCCCCAUCCCUCCCCAAGGUUCUCCCUGGCGACCACAGACGCGUUGGUGGCCGAGGAAGCAGCUGACUGGUGGCCAGGGACGGGGCGAGAAGCACCUCAGACCCUCCCCCGGGGCCUCUCGGUCCCCAGCUGGCGAGACGGGAGGUGGCCUCGGGCAGGACAGGCCAUCUGUCCCCUCUGGCCCUGCCCAGGGACCUCCUUCCCCGCAGGUCACCCCUGGGAGAGGGGACCUGAGAGUCCUCUGUGCGCAAGAGCCAGCCCAGGCCCAGGCCGGCCGGUCGGCUCCCCCUAAAAAAACAAAUCAGGGUUUAAUGACAAUUUCCAGGACUCGGUGGCACUCCCCGGUCCCCGCCCAGCACCCCAAAGAUGGUGGCACCAAGAGCCCCCCUGGGCUGUCCCCGAGCACCUCCAAGAGCCCCUCUUGAUAAAGCCAUGGCGCUGGGCGGUGGCACCAGGCUGGGAGCAGAGAGUCCCCAACUUCUCCCCGAGACUCAGCCAGGAGGGGACCCAAGGGACAAUCCUAGAGGGUCCUUCAAAGCCUCAGACGCAGGCGGGAUCCUCCGACAGAUUCAGGGCCAAACUGAAAACCCAGGAGCCACCAAGUGGGAGAGCAAUCCAGAGUCCCCAGGUCCCAGGGCCACCGCCGCCUGCUGGCCCGUGACCCCCCACAGGAAGCUCCCCCCCCACCGUCCCCUGAGUGUCCCCUCGACCUGUUGUGACUCCCUGGAGGAGGAGGAGGGAGUCUCUUGUGGGACCUUUGGCUUCCCAUCGAGAUGGUGGCUGCAUUUUAACUUUUUUUUGUCCCUUGAUUUCCCCCGAGUCACGGUCCCCAACCUUCCCCUCCCCCUCCCCGCCCCCUCCCUCCCCCACGCCCCCCCAAGACUCUCUCUAUUUAGCACAAAGCAAAAGCUGAUAAACGUGGGGUUCGCCUCCUUCCAGGAAAAAAUAAAAAAUGUCCUGGCUCAUCGGGACUUUUUUUAAAAAUAAAAAUUUUAAAAAAAUUUUAAAAAAAAUGAAAAUUUAAAAAAAAAACCUUCAAACUAUUUUUAAGGUAUUUUAAACUUUUGUAAAAAAGAAAAAAAUACGACUAAAAAAAAAAAAAGAAUCUAUGAAAUCCAUCCACGGGAGACUCUUCGGAGGAGGAAAUAUUUGUAUUUGAACAAAAUCCUUGGUGUGUCCCCCUCCCCGUCCCCUGUCCCCGCAGAAUACGAGCUUCUGCGCGUCCACGUGUGACGAUGGAGGGUCCCUGGGGUUCGCGGGGCCCGUGUGAGCGUGAGUGUGUGUGUUCAUUUCUUCUUUGGCUUUUUAGAUAAAUAUGUAUAUCGAUAUUUUAAAUCCAUCUUUGGCUUCUUUUUCUUUUUUGUAGAGGAGUUUGUAAUCACCUGAUAACACGACAAUAAACGUUUCCUUUUUAAAAGCC